Messenger RNA from Ipomoea nil (Japanese morning glory), 787 nucleotides. RefSeq lists its product as uncharacterized. Gene Ontology annotation, cellular component: chloroplast thylakoid membrane. The transcript is spliced from 5 exons. NCBI's taxonomy places the organism in Eukaryota, Viridiplantae, Streptophyta, Magnoliopsida, Solanales, Convolvulaceae. The record is from RefSeq and is a predicted model, not a curated record. The coding region runs from base 114 to 569 and encodes 151 amino acids.
GGUAAGCAAUAUUGAGUGGACAUCAUUCGCCUUCCACCUCUAACCCUGUAAAACUGUACCCGAAAAUCACUCAAAAAAAAAAAAAAAAAGAAAGAAAGAUAAGAAUUUGGGAGAUGGUUUCUCAUUCUACGUUGCCCCUUAUUCAUGGAAGCCUCAAGCUCUCAACCAAACUUUUCUCUUCCUUCCAUUUUCACUCAUCUGCUGUUAACAAGCAUGGAUUUGGAAGUCGCCAACAAACCCGUUUUGCUUUGCAAAGGACCAAGAGUUCAGCAGUUCGUCUCCUAGCCAAUCCUAAUGGUCCUCUACAGGGGUCUCCAGGCAAAGAAAGAGCAAAGAAAGAGGUGGUCAUGGUUGAUCCUUUGGAAGCCAAGCAAUUAGCUGCAAAACAAAUGGAAGCAAUUAAAACGAAACAGAGAUUUAAAAGACGGCGUGAAAUUGAAGCAAUAAAUGGUGCUUGGGCUAUGAUUGGUCUAACAGCAGGGCUUGUUAUUGAAGGGCAUACAGGAAAGAGCAUUAUUGAUCAGUUGGCUGGAUACUUGGCUGCAGUUGUUGGGUUUUUCAUAAGAUAGUACAUUGAACAAUGAAGGACCAAAAUGGGUACCCGGUCAGACCGAAUGAAUUGCAACUUCAUAGGAAACAUUUUGGCAAUCAUUUUUGUACACUGCUGCAUUCUUUUCUCUUGUACAGAAAUGCAAAUACUUGAACCAAAAUCACUAUUAAAUUUCUUCUUUACCUUGGAGAGAUGGAGACUAGUGCUGGAUUCUUGUCUACUCUCACUCUCCUACAA